Molecule: messenger RNA, 537 nt
Organism: Prunus armeniaca (apricot)
Lineage: Eukaryota; Viridiplantae; Streptophyta; Magnoliopsida; Rosales; Rosaceae
Source: the annotation of a GenBank genome assembly
AUGGACCAUGGUAGCUUAGAGGAGUGGCUGCAUCCAGUUAUUGGAACCGAAGAGAUAAGCUAUGUGCCCAAGAAUUUAACUCUUCUUCAGAGGGUAGAUAUUGCCAUUGGUGUUGCUUGUGCACUGGAUUAUCUUCAUAAUCAUUGUGGACCCAUAGUUCAUUGUGAUAUCAAACCAAGCAAUUUUCUUUUGAACAACGAGUUGGUUGGACACGUUUUUGACUUUGGAUUAGCAAGAUUUGUGCCACAAAUGACUAGUAAUUCUUCAUCAAAUCAAACAAGUUCCAUUGGAAUAAGAGGUUCCUUUGGUUAUGUUGCUCCAGGGAAGAGACCCACUGAUGAAAUGUUUAGAGGCGGUUUGAACCUUCGUAAUUUCGUGCAAAUGUCAAUCCCUGAGCGAGUUACAGAGGUUGCAGAUUCAGUACUCCUUCAAGUAGGCAAUGAUGACGUUAGCACCAGCAACCUUCCCAAUCAAUACAGCGCAAGAGCUCAAAAGAUCUCUGCGUGCUUCAGUUUGAUAUUUAGAAUUGGAGUAUAG